Molecule: messenger RNA, 1239 nt
Organism: Callorhinus ursinus (northern fur seal)
Lineage: Eukaryota; Metazoa; Chordata; Mammalia; Carnivora; Otariidae
Source: RefSeq, a predicted model, not a curated record
AUGGCCUCCUUCUUCCCCAGCAGGAUGCUGACUGCCGAGGAGCCCAUGGAGCCUGCAGAGACCGGCUGCCCGGAGGAGGGCGGUGGGCCUGGGGCUGACCCCGAGGACAUAGCCGUGCUUUCCGGGGAGGACGGCCGGGCUGAGCAGAUGCUGAAAUGCCGGGUCUCCCGUGGCAGCGGGCUGGAGGGUGCUGCGGGAGAGGCUCGCGAGCCGGCGGAGCGGCGCCAUCUGAGAGCUUGUCUGUCCUUCUCUCCCCCACCCCGUGCCCUCUGUGCCCCCCGGAACCAGCGGCUGCGGCAGCAGGUGACCCGGCUGCACGAGGCGUUCAGGAGCCAGGAGUCCCGGUGGGCCGCGGCUCAGCGCCAGCUCCAGAGCCAGAUAGACGCUCUCGCGCGACAGAACCAGGAGCUCCGGGAUGGACUGAAGGCCCUGGGGCCGCUGCGGCUGGGAGCCAGGGAGGCCGACUCAGCGGCCCUGGGCACCAGAAGGAAGCCGGACGCUCUGGUGUCGCAAUCUGCUUUUGGGAAAACGUUACCACUGUCAACUGAUGAAGAAAUAUUAGUGAAACACGCAGGCCGCAGAAGUCGUAGUGCUACUGUCAUAGGACAAGGACAGUCAUCUAAACAUCUCCCUUCUUCCCAGGCCACACGCCGGUCCUCCCGAAGACUGCAAGAACCGAGUAGCCUAAACCCGCCAGAGCCCGCCGCGGGUGUUGUCAGGCUCAAGGAGGACCGCCCAGCAGCUGAGGAAAAUGGCAUGCGUUCACAGCCUUGCAUGGGUCCUGAGGGCAGGCUUCUCAACCCAGAGCAGACUGAUGGGUCUGCCCACUCCCUGCUGGGCACUGCCAAGCCACAGAAUCCUCCUGUAGAUCCAGGACCUUCCCACAUGGACCCCGAGAUAAAGCAGGGGGACAAAGAAGAAGAAACGCGGACCCCGGCCGGUGAGGUGGCUCAGGCACUUGGUGACGGCCGUGAAGCCAUCACCUUUUCGAAGGGCACCGGCAAGGACAGGGGGGCCGGCAAGAAGACCACCAUCCUGCGGUUUUUAAACGGGGACAUGAAGAAGAUCCUGCCAGAUCGGAGAGUGGUUUACUAUUAUGCAGACGCUCAGAUAAUGCGCACAACCUAUCCCAGCGGUUUGGACAUCGUGCGGUUUCCUGACAAGCAGACAGAAAAAUACCACCCUGAUGGUUCAAAGGAAAUCGUGUUUCCGGACGGGACAGUGAAACGUCUGAGUGAC